AUGGACAGUGACACCGAUGGUGAUGGCGCCGACGAUAGCACCAACGUCGACCUCGACCUAGAGGGAAGUACCAGUGGUGAUAGUAGUAAUGAUAAUAGUCCCCACCUUCUAACCAGCCAAGGGGACACGGGUGGGGAUCCUGCCUUGAGUAAGCCCUGGGGUAUCGCUGGUAGGACGCUGAUUGAGCUAGAGGGGGACAGGUUCAGCGCCUCGCUAGUGGCCUACACGGCGAUCCGCGGCCUCCAGGUGGGCGAGGAUGGCCAGCUAGCCUUUUACAAGCCGUACAACUACACCACCAUCCUCGCCGGGCUAAUCUGGGUCGCCUGGCUGCUACUCCUGGAGUUCGCCCUGCCAACACAUGGGUACCACCUAAUCCCUGACAUCCACCCGCGGGCAUUGAUCUGGAACCAUGCCCGGCGGGCGACGCAGGUCCACCAGGCCUAUGGCGGUCGGCCCAGCUUCUCCCCCAUGACCGAGCUGCUUUGCCUGAUGGCGGGUAGCAUGCGCAUCGUGCGCGACCAGCCGCAGCGGCCCACCAUUUCCUAG
This is a messenger RNA of Aspergillus calidoustus, 546 nucleotides long. NCBI's taxonomy places the organism in Eukaryota, Fungi, Ascomycota, Eurotiomycetes, Eurotiales, Aspergillaceae. The record is from the annotation of a GenBank genome assembly.